AUGGGUUGUUUUCGUAGUGGAGCGGGACAUCAACAGCUCCAAGAAGACGCAAUGGCUCACGCAAGCGAUCCGUUACUAGACACGUUCACGAGAUGGUCACAGUAUACAGGUGACAGUGGGGGCCACCACCACCGCGGUGUACCCUUGCAUACGGGGCGGCGAGUCUCCCGGCAAGUCGAUUUCACCAACCGCAGCGAGUACGAGCAACACAAGUCCCGGAACAAGUUCAUAUUCCACAGAGGGUUCUCACUGCGUGGGUCCCAAAGGGAAAACCGGCCCACUCCUCCAGUUCGCCCCAAGUUCCACUCGCAGCAAGGGUUGCAGUCGUUCCUCGAGUACGUUGACUUGGAAGAGUUGCAAUUGCAGGACUCCCUGGUCCAAGAGACACGCAACGUCGUCCCCGUGUUCACCCCAGCGAACAUCUACGGCAGAAACUCAAAGGUCGGUAUAUCGAGGGUGAUUGCCCCGCCAAUGCCACCGCAGAGAGCACCAUCGGUGAUCAAACGGCAUGUACUGCCCUCGAGAACACCGUCGGUGAAGUCUACGAGGGCGGGUGCCGAUGCCGUUCCACCACGGCCCCACGAUGUACCACAGCGCCGGACACCUCAUAGGUCGCACACAAUAUCAACGCUACCAUCGAGACGCGACCCACCUCUCGUGGGUCUCUGGGCACGGUACCUGGAACUCGUCAUCCUCCAGAGAACACAACUCCGCGUCUCGCUUCUCCGGGGUGAACGUGAAGGGCAAGAUGAGAGAGAACAACGAAACGCAGUGCCCAUUACAGUACACUGA
Huiozyma naganishii CBS 8797 is the source of this 792-nucleotide messenger RNA. RefSeq names its product Nis1p (gene NIS1). The record is from RefSeq and is a predicted model, not a curated record. Lineage: Eukaryota; Fungi; Ascomycota; Saccharomycetes; Saccharomycetales; Saccharomycetaceae. Bases 1 to 792 code for a protein of 263 amino acids. The transcript has a single exon.